AUGAACCAGGUGAACAGCGAUAUUUGGGAAUUGCCGUUCCGGAGCAUUGAGUUUAUCACCCCGAUUAAGAAGCGUCCGCAUCUUCAUAGUGGCCUAUAUGGAAUUGAACAGGGCACUUAUCAGCCUCGCUUUCAGAACAGUUGGGAAACGGAUUAUAUUCAUGAAAGCUCGUCAAGUGAUGUCGGAGUCAUCAAAGAGGCUGCUGUCACUGAAUUGAAGGCGGCUCUGGACACUGGUCAAGACGCUAACCUGAGCAUAAACUGGUAA
Molecule: messenger RNA, 267 nt
Organism: Gregarina niphandrodes
Lineage: Eukaryota; Apicomplexa; Conoidasida; Eugregarinorida; Gregarinidae
Exons: 1
Coding region: 1-267 (88 amino acids)
Source: RefSeq, a predicted model, not a curated record